CACCGCGGCUACUUCUCGCGAUGUUUGGCGGCGCGAAAGGCGGCCAUUUUGGGGUCCCCCCCGCUGGUUGCUCCGGCGGCGUCUCCCAGGCUCCGGCUGGGACCAAAGCCGGCCCCGCUGGUGGCCGGCCGGCCGACACGAUGUGGCGGCUCCGCUGCAAGGCCAAGGGUGGCACCCACGUUUUGCAGGGGCUGUCCAGCCGGACCCGCUUACGGGAACUUCAGGGCCAAAUCGCCGCUAUCACCGGCAUCUCUCCGGGUAGUCAGCGAAUCCUCGUCGGCUACCCGCCCGAGUGCCUGGAUCUCAGCGACCGGGACAUCACUCUUGGGGACCUGCCCGUCCAGUCAGGUGACAUGCUGAUUGUUGAAGAAGACCAAACCAGACCCAAAGCUUCACCUACAUUGUCAAAACGUGGUGCUCCUAGCUAUGGCAGGGAAGCUUUGCCUGUACUUACCAGAACCGCAGUCCCGGCAGACAACUCUUGCCUCUUUACCAGUGUGUACUAUGUCGUUGAAGGAGGAGUCUUGAAUCCAGGUUGUGCCCCUGACAUGAGACGCCUCAUAGCACAAAUUGUAGCCAGUAAUCCAGACUUGUAUAGCGAGGCAAUCCUGGGAAAGACAAACGAAGAGUAUUGUGAAUGGAUCAAAAGGGAUGACACUUGGGGGGGCGCGAUUGAGAUAUCCAUUCUGUCUAAGUUCUACCAAUGUGAAAUAUGUGUAGUAGAUACACAGACAGUCAGAAUUGACCGCUUUGGGGAAGAUGCGGGCUAUACCAAAAGGGUUCUGCUCAUCUACGAUGGCAUCCACUAUGAUCCACUUCAGCGUAACUUCCCUGAUCCAGACACUCCUCCUCUAACCAUUUUCUCCUCAAAUGAUGAUAUUGUUCUUGUCCAAGCACUGGAAUUAGCUGAUGAAGCUAGAAGAAAGAGACAGUUUACUGAUGUAAACCGCUUCACCCUGAGAUGCAUGGUAUGUCAGAAGGGGUUGACUGGACAAGCGGAAGCAAGGGACCAUGCCAGGGAGACAGGCCACACCAACUUUGGAGAGGUGUGAUCUGUUCAUGGUAAGAGUUGGAGCCUACUACCUCACAGAUCCAGAAGGUUCUGGGUUCUCCAAUAAGCUAUUCAUAACCCUACAGAAUAGAAGAACACAUGCUUGGACCAUCCUUUUGACUUAAACCAGUAAGGCUGAUGCUGAAAUUCCUUGUUAAGAUUAAAAUUAGUGUGCAAGUUUACAGAUGUGUGGCUACGCUAGUGGCAUGCCCUCUUUCUACUAGGGUGAUGGAAUAGGUGGCUUGGGCCACCUGAAGACUGGAGUCUAUUAUAAACCAGCACCCAGCGGCUUUAACUUCCAGAAGAAAACAUCUUAUUGUAGGUAAUGUGAAAGCCUUGCGGAGGGUCACUGGACAUGCACCACAGUGUCUCCAGUAAUCGGUUCCUUUUAAUAACUUGGAAUGAGUUGGUAGUUUCUAAAUUCUGAAUUGAUUCAUCAAAUGAAGAUGCUCAGAAUUGUCAAAACUUUUUAUAUUGCAAUUUGGUAGACUUUAUAAGUGUAUCUAACAACUUCUGAGUGCAUAAAAAGCAAUUUUACAGGGAUGUGUGUGUUUCUUGAGAAUGUUGUCUAAAACAGGAAUGGGGUCCUGUUUGAGAUUUCUGGCAUAUAAAAGUAGAAUGUAUAAGAGGGAAAGGUGCCUGAAGCAGCUUACUGAAGCUUUAAAAGACUGCUGGCCUCUUGUUUUAAUGCAAUUCAUGUGUUGCUGUUUGUCACAUUAGAUAAUUUUUUCUUUUAAAUGAGCAGGGUAUGCUUUUUUAAUUGCUAAUUUAAUUUAAAAUUCAAGAAGUAUCUUGAAAUUUGAGUGAUGGCUUUUUGGUUUUUGUUUUCUUUUGCUGUGUUACAUAUCAGUUUGUCUGGAGGGAUUUCAUUUCCUCAGACUUUCUGCUCAAAGCCCUUCCUCCAAACAGGUCUUCCUCUAAAGCGUUAAUGCUGUGCAGGCUUUGAUAACUUCGUAACAAUCUUUUUCAUAGAUAGCAGUGUUCUAGCUCCACUUUGUUCUUUUCGACAUUCCACAUUUCUGCAAGUUAGUACUUUACCUGUGAUCUUUGACUUUCAGUUUUUAAAUAACUGAUUGGGUUUGUUUCGCUUCCAAAAUAUGAAAAGUUGUAAAAUCCUUGCCUUAUACAGCUCUCUGAGAAUCCUGCUACCUAGAUCAGAUAUGUAGCCAUUUGCUUGAUGGAUUGAUCCUCAAGGCACACCCACUCAAAACUUAGCUUCUCUAUAGAAUCUUCCAGGUAAAAUCUUCUACCUCUUAAUUCUUGAGAAGAUCAGGGAUCUUUACGUUACAGUGUGUUGUGCAUUCUGUCAUACAGUGUAAAGAGGCAUACUGUUGUGAAGUUUUCUUAUUUCCAUCCCAUAUUUAUUAAGUAGCUCAGACAAACAUUGGUGUACUUUAGACACAUCUUUUCUCGUGUAUCUUAGCAAAUGUUUUUAAAUUAAGGUCAACCCUUAGCCAUUUACUUGGUAAUGGUAACUUAAUGUAAAAUUAAGGAAUGUUAAAGUCAACACUUUAGAGAAAGUCCCUUUAAGGAACAAUUGAACAAGUCACAAAGUACGCUUCAGUUAUCAGGUGACAGUCCUUCUUGAUUUGAGACAGCGUCUCCCCAUGUGUUUCUAGCUGGCCUGGAAUUUGCUAUAUUGUCCAGGCUCCUCAAACUUGAAGUAAUCCUUCUGCCUCAGCCUCCAGAGAUUACAAGCAGGGACCACCACACCUGGCAAGAUGACUUUUCUUGAAUACCCUUUGUGCACAUAGCCAGUCAGGCAAUGACAGUUACUAUAUAAAUUGAAAAUAUUUAAUUUUGGUUUUUUUUUUCACUGAGCCUUAAAGAUAGCACCAAUGAGCUUAGAACACUGAACAUUUGGCAUUCGUGGUAUUUAAUUUAAUUUAAUAAGAUAUUUAAUUUAAAACUGUACAUUAAAAAUAUAGCACUGGGUAAUAUCCAUCAAAUCGAGUUUUUUUGCUUCGUAUUUAAAAAGUUUGCCUUCCUGUACCACUUGAGCAUCCAAAUUUAAUGUUUCUAAAAUUUUGGAUCCAGACCUUUGUUCAUGCAACAAGUAUUUAUUGAAUAACUUAUAAUGUGUCAGGCAUGUUCAAUUUUUUGAAAAUAAGUUCCUGUCACUUUAAAUUUGAGUCUAUGUCAUCUACAGAGGAUUAGUUUAGUAAAUGUAAAGAAAUAGAAUGAGCACUGGUGUCUUAAAAUCAAACCCUUCAUUCUAAGUGUCUUUUAUACAUCUUAUUUAGUAUUUAUUUAGGGACAAUUUCUUAUCCUAUUUAAUCUUUUGCCUGGUUUGUCCAGUUGCCAGGUAGGCACUGAUAGUUAUAUGGCUUUCAAAAAGGUGUUUUAAUUAUUUGACAUGAGAACUGGUAUUAGAGUAGUGUUCUGGUUGUAGAACAUUCAAAGUGAAGCAUUAUAUGCAAAUUAUUUAAUUAUUUAUGUUCAUUCUAAAUACAGCCUAGUAAGUCUCAAUAUAAAGGGUUUGUUGUUGUUUUGUAUUUUUUCUUGUGCUUAUUAAGCUCUUGAAAUAUUUAUUAAUGUGAGUAAACUCAUUUUGAGAAUUUUGAAGAAUCUGUGAAUUUAGUUGCACCAUAACUAAAAGAAACUUUGUCCUACUGAAACCCUCUUGUUUGUUGGGUUGUUGUCUGUCCUGCAAGAAUUUCUUUUUUAAUUAAAAUGACACAACUUAUAUUAAUGUGGUAGAAUACUAGUGAUGGAAUAAAAAUUAUACUCUUGCCCCUUCUACCCCAUCCUUCCCACACUCUUCUUUGGAUUAAAGAUUCAGUGUGUUUUUAUGAAGAUACUCUCCCUAGUCGUGGUAUUGACCUGAAUUAAUGUCCCUGGAAAUUUUAUGAUAUGGCAGCCAUAUGAAGACAUCGGGUGUUUACCACAUCUAUUGCUAGUGAUUCAUGGCUGAUUUCUUAAUUGUUCUCCAUGAAUGAGAAGUGGGCAUAAUGAAAUGGCUACUGGCAUUGGUUAGGUUGCUAACCCUGUUUUUAGAAACUAAUACCAUUAUGCCAUUUGAAUAUUCUGUCGAGUUCCAGUCCCAGAAAACAAGAAUCCAAAAGUUGCAUUACUUACUACCUAUAUAUUCCCCUCACUGCUCAUGUCCAACUUGCUUGUCUGUCUAGCUUCCUCCCUUCAAGCUGCCCUAGCUGAAUUUUCUGUCCUUUUGGAAAAUAUACAGUAGGAUAUAUGUGAAAUUAAGUAACAGUGAUCCAUAGACACAAAUUAUAUAACAUGUUAUAUAUUAAAAAUCAGGUGGCCUUCUUAAAUUUACAUAUACUAAGAAUUACAUUUUUCAUGUGUUGAAAUUUUUUUUGCAGCACUUUAAAUUAGAGAAUAGGAGUUUACGUAGCCUUCUAGAGAUCCCGAGGACAGGAAAGAUCAACCUUGAGCUGCCAGCCAUCAGCUCUUCAUCAGUUAUUACCAUCAGUAUUUGCUGUAUCUUAUGAGAAAGUGUAAUUUCAGUCACUGUUAGGAGCAUGGUCUGUGCCCUCACAUAAGAAAUGCUACUUCUCUAAUGAGAUUGCUAUCACUUGUUUUACACUAUUCAAAAUUUGUUUACAGCACAGAGGUUUGAAAUUCAUCAAACCUUUUGUAGAUUCAUCAAAUAGCUCAUUUUAAAGUAAGUAUAUUUUAGGGAGAUUGUUUUUUGAGUAGGAUAUGCAAGCAGUAAUUUUAAGGAACACUUGAUUUGAAUAAGCUAGUUUGUUUCUCCUACAGAUAGGCAUCAAACCAGGGCUGUGUGCUUGCUAGGGUAAGUAAAUGCUCGCUGAUCAGCAUCCCUGGCCCCAGGGUGUAUUCUUAUUAACCACUGUAAUAUGUCAGCACAUCCAACUCAGUGAAUGGAAGAUGUCCUUGAUUGUAAUAAAAGAUUUUUGUCAAAAAUUAGCAUUUUGUUUAUAGUGCUUUGAAUAUUUCAUUAGGAAAACAAAGUAUUAUGUUGAUACUAAAUUAUGGAUUAUGUCUUAAGAGAAAAAAGUACUACUAAAAAGGAAAUGUAUAAGGUAAUGGAAUGUAAGUAAGCAUUUUGCAUGGCACUCUUUUUACUUUUGUUUUUAAACACAUUAGCCUGUAUGUAGGAAUUUAAGUAUAGUGAAGGUAUUAUUUGGUUAAGUUAUAGGUCAAGAGGUUGAGAAUUUCUACUAAGAUGAUGUGGCUUGCCACCAGAACUGGUAUAGAAUGUUUAGUUGAGUGUAAUCCCAAGUCAUUUAAAGGCCAAGGGUUUCCAUUUCACAUUUUGUGCCAUUCAGGACUCAAAGGUGUCACAAAAAAUAGAUUUAUACCAAAUUCAUUUUUCCUUUAAGAAUGCCUAAAAGUACAUAUAGCAUGUUAAAAUGAUAAGGAAUGAAAAAUAGUCAGUAGUGCCUGUAUUAACACAGAAGAGGCAGAGCUCCUUAAAUAAGAAAAUAAUCUUAAAGCCUGAAAUACAGAGCUCUAGAACAUAAUUGCAAAGGGGCCAAACAACCAGGAGUUGUUUUCUUGGCAUAAGAAAAUGUGUUCUUAGUGAAGAUGGACAGUAUUGCUUUCAAAAUGUUCCCUUGUCUGCCAGCAAGUUUUCAAAGUUCGUGCAUUGCUGCUGCCUGGAAGAUGUCUAACUUCAUUUUAUACAACUCAUGAUUUUGCCUUUGUUAUUAAGAUGCAUUCAUUUUAUUUAUGACAUGUGACUUUUCAAUAUCUAAAUGUCUGAAGUGACUUGUUUUAAAGGAAUAAAUUAAGUAAAAACA
Molecule: messenger RNA, 5778 nt
Organism: Alexandromys fortis (reed vole)
Lineage: Eukaryota; Metazoa; Chordata; Mammalia; Rodentia; Cricetidae
Gene: Yod1
Product: YOD1 deubiquitinase
Exons: 2
Coding region: 21-1052 (343 amino acids)
Biological process (GO): endoplasmic reticulum unfolded protein response; protein deubiquitination
Cellular component (GO): cytosol; nucleus
Molecular function (GO): cysteine-type deubiquitinase activity
Source: RefSeq, a predicted model, not a curated record